Messenger RNA from Sceloporus undulatus (fence lizard), 1073 nucleotides. It is a transcript of the gene CMTM5, whose product is annotated as CKLF like MARVEL transmembrane domain containing 5. The transcript has 5 exons. Lineage: Eukaryota; Metazoa; Chordata; Lepidosauria; Squamata; Phrynosomatidae. Gene Ontology annotation, cellular component: membrane. Bases 257 to 700 code for a protein of 147 amino acids. The record is from RefSeq and is a predicted model, not a curated record.
UUCUAGCCCCUUUCCUCAGUCUUAUCCCUCCCCUCUUCCUUCUCCCCAUCAAACAACCUUUGGUUUCCUCUCUCCCGCCUUAUGCAUGGAAACUGGGCUGGGUGCCAGGUGGACUGGGAAGAACAGACUCCCCCUUUCAUCUCUUCUUGGGCCUUUUUUCCUCCUUCUUCCCUUCUUCCCCCCCUCCAUCCCCACCACCAGUCAUCUCCAGUAGCAGCAACAGCAGCAGCAGCAACAGGCGCUCUCAGGAGGCAGGAUGGGGGAACAUGAAGACCCCUCUGGGGGGCUGCAAGGCUUUGCUCUUGACAAGGAAUUCCUGCGUUCCCCCAAGGGGGUCCUGAUGGAGGCCGAGCUGGGGCUCUGCUUUUUGGUGUUCUUGCUGCUGACAGCAUCCAUCUCAGCCUACAUGGGAGCUGCCCUGCUGGAAGUGUUGGUGACGCUGGCGUUCCUGGCACUGCGAGCAACACACUACUACGAGCGCCUGACCCGUAUCAACUGGCCCUGCCUGGACUUCCUUCGCUGUGUCAGUGCUGCCAUUGUCUUCACCGUUGUGGCCUUCGCAGUCCUUGCUGCCAGUCACGAGGGAUCUGCGGUGUCAGCCUUUGUCUUCAGCCUUAUCCUUAUUGCUGUUUUCUGCUUUGAUGCCUACAAAACCUACAGGGCAGAAAUGGGAUCGGAUCAAGACCCAGAUCUUGGCUGAGAGCACAGGCGCACGGCUCUUCUUGGUGAACGCUACACACACGAAGAUGUUGCCGCUGCUCCCCAGCACAAAGUUUCCCCCAUUCCACAGCCUCUGUUGACCUACGUAAGACCUGAUGAUGAUGAUGAUGACGCUCCAACAUCUUGUAUCCAACUCCUUCAAUAAUCCCUCUCCUGGCCCAGUGGUUUAUGUUUCCCCAUCUUAUAUUUCUGUGAGCAAAGGGCAACAUUGAACAAGGAUUUUCCCACAAAAUGUUUUCGCACUCAUCCAUCAAAGUGGAACAUAUGGAGGACAAUGACCCUGGUCUGGGCUGUUGAUGGGUUUUGUAUUUAACUUCCAGGGAAGCAAAACUAAAGUUGCUUUUAAUAUUGUA